ACUUGGAGCUACUAGGGGUGUUUGUUAUGUGAUUUUUUAUGUCAAAUGCAGUAGAUGCAAACAGUAAUAUAACCUAACUGGUUUGUUGUUAACUUGUUUUGUGUUUUUAUGGUUGCCGGUUAAACUCAACGAUAAUAUGAGCACCAUGUUAAAGAAAUCCCCCAAUAAAACCAAAGAUAGUGAAAAUGGUGCAGAGCCAUCACAACCUAUAACGAAAAAAGGAAUCCUCACGUCUUUUUUAACAGGAAAACCAAUGAAUAUACCAGAUACAGACGUUUUAGGCAGAUGUAGAUUUGUCUCUGAAUUUGAAAAGCUUAAUCGCAUUGGAGAGGGUACAUAUGGAAUAGUUUAUCGUGCCAAAGACAGCAUAUCUGAUAAAAUUGUUGCACUUAAGAAAGUUCGGAUGGAUCAAGAGAGAGAUGGAAUUCCUGUUAGUAGUCUCAGAGAAAUACAGGUUUUACUGAAUUGUCGACAUGAAAAUAUUGUCCAUUUGAAAGAAGUUGUAGUGGGCAAAAGUUUGGAGAGUAUAUUUUUGGCUAUGGAGUAUUGUGAACAAGACUUAGCAUCUCUGUUAGACAACAUGCAAGCUCCAUUCACAGAAUCCCAAGUGAAGUGUAUAAUGUUGCAAGUACUUAGAGGUUUGAGAUAUUUACACCACAAUUUUGUUGUACAUAGAGAUUUAAAAGUAUCUAAUCUAUUGAUGACAGACAAAGGCUGUGUAAAAAUAGCCGACUUUGGUUUAGCAAGAUGGUUUGGUGUACCAUUGCGCCCUAUGACACCUCAUGUUGUCACAUUGUGGUACAGAGCACCAGAAUUGUUACUUCAAGCCCCCACACAAACAACCAGUGUGGAUAUGUGGGCUGCAGGAUGUAUUUUAGGUGAACUACUAGGACACAAACCUUUACUACCUGGCAGAUCAGAAAUUCAACAAUUAGAACUAAUUGUAGAUUUAUUGGGAACACCAUCAGAUUCAAUAUGGCCUGGAUUCAGUGAUUUACCUGCUUUGCAGAAUUUCUCAUUAAAACAACAACCCUACAAUAAUCUGAAACAAAGAUUUCCUUGGCUAUCAGCAGCUGGACUUCGCUUAUUGAACUUCUUAUUUAUGUAUGAUCCGAAAAAACGUGCCACUGCUGAAGAGUGUCUUCAGAGCAGCUACUUUAAGGAACCGCCAUUACCUUGCGACCCUAAACUGAUGCCGACAUUCCCUCAACAUAGAAAUAUUAAGGGAUCAAAAUCUUCAAUAGACACUUCAAAUACAGGUGCAGGAGAUCAAACAAACAAUUUACCUGCAAUAUCAGAAUUGCUCGGCUCCAUUGUAAAAAAGAGACGUAUAGAAUGAUAAUAAUCAUACAAAGUUGUGUGACUUAUUUGUUUUUAAUGUAUUCAGUGCUAUAUAAUUAAGAAAAUAAAAAAGAUAUGACAUUUGUAUAA
Aethina tumida (small hive beetle) is the source of this 1431-nucleotide messenger RNA. It is a transcript of the gene Cdc10, whose product is annotated as cyclin-dependent kinase 10. NCBI's taxonomy places the organism in Eukaryota, Metazoa, Arthropoda, Insecta, Coleoptera, Nitidulidae. The record is from RefSeq and is a predicted model, not a curated record. Gene Ontology annotation, biological process: regulation of mitotic cell cycle; protein phosphorylation. The coding region runs from base 137 to 1339 and encodes 400 amino acids. The transcript has 9 exons. Gene Ontology annotation, molecular function: ATP binding; cyclin-dependent protein serine/threonine kinase activity. Gene Ontology annotation, cellular component: nucleus.